AUAGACUCUGUGACGGAAUCAGAAUUUCAAAAUACUGAACAUAAUAUAUUUUUGGUUGAGAUUUCAAAAACUAUUGAUGAUUGAUUUUUGAAGUUCAGCUAAGACGGGAGUAGAGCCCGAAGUCCGGAGUGGGGCCUAUCUCUAGAUACCACAAAAGAACUGCAUGCCGUGGCUUUCUUCCGACUAGUGAAUAAGGUAAGGUCCUUGUUACCAUAUAUUUUGUCCACUGCAGAGUACAAAUUUGAAGGGGUUUCGGUCUACAUACCCCUCUUGCCUCCUCAUGCAAUUGCUCCUUUAUUUCCUUUUUGUUUUCUUGUCAAAAUAUGUACUUUUCAUGUUUGAUUAUGUGUACACACUUGAGCAUAUUGUUUAUAUUUACGACUGGUUUGUUGUAAUUAUCAAUAAAAUCAUUUUCAAGAUAAUCAUACAUACGUGUCGCUCUUUUCUUCUUACUUCCCAGUAGUAGGGUACAGAGGAUUCGAAUUCAGUCUAUAUCUGAGAGAGUCUAUAUUAAAUUGUUUUCAAGACGAGAUUGAUCAAUCGGAAUUAGAACCCGGACGACAACAGAUAAAAUCACUUUCCAUGAGCUGUAUUCCUAGUUAGCGUCUAUGGUUAUAAAAAUCUCUGAUUCGGUCUAUUAAUCUUGCAAGUCGUCUCCCCGAUUCGACUUUUAUAAUCCGAUUGAUUAUUAUAAAUUUCUCUAAAUAAUAUGUUAUAUAGUAAAUUGAACCAAUAUAUUAAAUAUUAUUAUAAUAUUUAUAGAUACCUGAUACUCUGAUAGAUCCGUCCAAUUAGUUUCCAGAUCAUAUUAUUUUCUGAUCACCACCUCCAACGAUCAAUGUCGAUCCCUGAUUUUUACCACCACGAUCGUGUCAAAUAAAUCUCUCAGCUUGUACUGAAAAAAGAACAUCACCCAUCUAGUGAACUCCAUACUCACGACUCUUUUGGACAUAUAGGACUUGAUUGUACACUUUAUUACCAAACGGUGUAUAUCCUCCUUGAUCUGACAUGUUUAAGUAUUAUAUGCUGUACAGCUAACAGGUGUUUGGUAUUAUGCCCUGUUUGGUAACAGGGAAUUGAUUUCAAAUCCAAGAUUUGUUCAAAUAUCUUGUUUGGCAAUUUUAAAAAAUUCAGGAUUUGUAUUUCUCCAAUUCCAUCCAAACUUAAACACUGGUCAUAAUAGAAUAAUUUGAAAUGUCAUUCUACCACAUAGCAUUUGAAAUAAAAAAACUAAACGACACUCCAGCUACUCCUUCCCGAUCCACUCUGCUGCUCGCUCCUCUUCUCCACCGCUUUCACGCCGCUGCUCGCUCCGGCCAUCACGCCGCUGCUCGCUCCGGCCAUCCUUCCGUCUUCGAAGGCAGGUAGAAGCAGCCCCUUGUCUCCCCAAGUGCUAAACAAUUUACAAAUACACAUUACAGGAUGGGGACUAAAAGACCAGGAAAAGAGCAUUUAGCUCAACAAAAUACCAUGCCACAAGCUCCUGCUCGCAGGGGUUACCGUUCGUGGAGUACACAAAUGGAUGUAGUACUCACUGCAACUCUAUUUCAACAAAUAAAUGAAGGGAACAAGGGUGAUGGAGAUUUCAAACAGCAAGCCCUUCAAGCUGUGGUUGAUAACUUGAAGACGAAAUUAAACAUAUCCUUAACUCCUACUCAUGUUAGGAAUCGUAUCAAGACAUGGAAGACUCACUAUUCAGAGAUCACUGAUAUACGGAACUACACCAAGUUUAGAUGGGAUGAAGACCGAAAGAUGCUAGUUAUUCCUGUUGAAGAACUUGAAGACUGGCAGAACUACUGUAAGGAGAACCCCAAUGCUUCCAAGUAUCAGAACAAGAGCAUUGAUAAUUGGGAUGAUAUAUGCACUCUAUUUGCAUCAGACAGAGCAACUGGUGAGGGUGCCGAGCAAUAUGAAGAAUCAGCAGCUGCAAUGGAGAUGGAGAAUGAACUUGGCAGCGGCGGUGCCAAUUCAGAGGCAGCUUCCGGGGAGUCAAACAAGAAGGUAAAGAGAGAUCGUCUUGCAGAUGCAGUGACUAAAUUUGCCGAGUCUUUCAGUGAGUAUGUGAGUAAAGCACGUGGCCCUCCAAGACCCUCUAGCAAAGAGAUAUAUGAUGUCCUAUCCGCUGUUCCUUAUAUUUCUCGGAUGCAAAUCCUGAAAGGCGUGAAAAGUUUUAUGAAUGGCACGGUCGAUAUGUUUGAAAUGCUUAAGAGCUUGCCGGAGGAUGAUAAAUUAGAUUGGGUUUUGUUACAUAUUGAUGAUUAGUUAGAAUAUUUUGUCUUAGAUUUUAUUUGUAAUUUUGAAUGAGAUUAAAUAUUUAUACCAUGUAUCGCCUACUUCAAAAUAUUAUUUAGAUAAAUGUUGAAGAACACAUGUGUAAUUAAAUUUGGAGUUAUGAUUAAAUUUUUAGGUGAAAA
Molecule: messenger RNA, 2414 nt
Organism: Daucus carota subsp. sativus
Lineage: Eukaryota; Viridiplantae; Streptophyta; Magnoliopsida; Apiales; Apiaceae
Exons: 4
Coding region: 1423-2262 (279 amino acids)
Source: RefSeq, a predicted model, not a curated record